Molecule: messenger RNA, 2802 nt
Organism: Paramecium tetraurelia
Lineage: Eukaryota; Ciliophora; Oligohymenophorea; Peniculida; Parameciidae
Exons: 7
Source: RefSeq, a predicted model, not a curated record
AUGAACUCUUCAAUUAAAUUUCCUGAAAAUGAUGAAAUUGCAAAUCAUAAAAUGAAAGCCCUGGAACUCAAUGCUAAUUAAUUUUAAGCAUAAUUUAAACCUCUAUUUAACGAAAACACUAAAUUAAAAUAGCAUGUUAUCGGCCUUAACUUCUUUAUUGAGGAGCGGAAAUUGUAACUCAGCAAUUUAAUCAACGAUACUGGACCUAAUGGGGAAGAUAGGGUUUUGGUUAAGGCUGUGGCUGAUUUCAAAUAAAUUUGUGAUCUUUUAGAGGAGGAGAUACUUAGACUGAAUAACACCAUUGUUGUGAACACUAAUGAUAAUUCCAAACUAUAAAUAGUUAUAAAAUAGUUGAAAGAGAAAUUGUAAUGUGAGACAGAUCGAUUUUUUUAAGAGAAACAAUCAUUAAUAGAUUAAAAUCGGCGUUUAAAUGAAUAUCAUAAAUAACAGUCAAUACACUGGGAACAGAAUGUAAAUAGAAUGAAAAUGAAAAUUGAGGAUAUAUGCUCAAGGAAUUUGCAAUUAGAUUAGAAAAUCAGCAAUAUCCAUAAGCAUUACAAAUAUUAAUUAGAGGAGAGAUCUCUCAUUUAGAAUUAAUUGCUCAUGUAAUUGAAUUUGGAAAAAUAAGAAUAGUUGGAGAAGUUUGAAGAUGAAAGAAGAUCUUAUUUAUAAUAAUUGGAGAUGUUUAGUAACAAAUUGAAUGAGAACAAAGCAAUAUUGAUUAACGAAUAUGAAUAUAAGAUCUAAUCUUAAAAGAUGAAAUUGGAAAAUCAGAUUCAAAAAUUGACAGAUGAUUGUUCAGACUACAGAACCAAAUUUCUCAACAUCAUUGAAAAAAACAAAAUAUUACAAUACUAAGUCGAGAGAUAAGUACCUUAAUUUGAAGCUUUGGAGAAGGAAAUCUAAGAUCAGAAAUACAAAGUCUUCCUUUGUGAUGAAAACCUUAAAACAAAGGAGGCCAUUUUAUAAUAGAAACAAAUUCUAAUUGAUUAAUUAAAUGACUAGAUUAAAAAACUCAAAUAAGACAAGGGGCUAUAUGGAAUAAGGGAAUAAUCAAAAAAGUAGGGAUAAAACCUACAUUAGAAUAAAACUCAAUCUCCAGAUAAGAUCCAUUAACAAACUAAGCAAUCCUAAAUUCAAAGACAAGGAACUAAAUAAAGAGAACCAAUCAAACAACCUAGCAAUCCAGAUUCAUAGAUUCAUUCUUCUGCAUAAAGGAAAUAUUAAUCAAAAUAAGAUUUUACAUUUGAAGACACAACCAUUGAAUAAUAUGUUGAAAAUAAUAAAUAAGAGAUGAUGUAAUCGAUGUAAUAAUCGAAGGAAUAGUCAAGAUCUUCUUCUGUUGAUGAAACUUAAAAUUCUCCAAUUCCUUUUAUCAAAAUAGUAAAUAAUCAAAUGCAAAGAACCAAUAAUACUGAUUAAUUUUAAUAGCACUUAACUGGAAACAACCAGUCCUUAUCAGUAACACAAGGAGCUUGGUGUCUAUAUAAUGAAGUUGGAAUCCAAUGUGAUUUAAAUUAAAUCAUAGAUUCUACAGUCAUAUCCAAUUAUGAAAUAUAAAUUGCUAAGCUAAAUGAUGAUUUCCUUAGAUAAAAGGAUGAAUAUGAAUUUCAUUUAAAGUGCAAGGAUGAUGAAAUAAUUGGAAUCUAAGAAUAAGUAAAAUUACAAAAGAUUGUAUUUGAAUCUAAUUAAGAAAAAAAAUUGAAAGAUAUCCAAAGGUAAUAGUAAGAGGAUCUAAUUUAAAAAGAUAAUGCAAUUAAGAAAUUAGAAUAGAUAUUGAUUGAAAAAGAUGCUAAAAUUUAAAUGUAGCUUGAUUCAGAGAAUAUCUAUUAAGCAAUGAUUGACUAAUUAAAUAAUAAAUUAAAAUAAGUAGGCUAUGGUCAGAAUGAUCUUAUUCUUAAGUUUUAAGAUGAUAUCAAAUAAAUGGAGGUUGAACAUUAGAUCGAAUAAAAAAGACUAUUAGAUGUGAAUGAGAAAUUAAAAUAAACACAUAAGCAAGAGAUUGAAAAUUUGAAUAAUUAGCAUCAAUUAGAUUAAGAAUAAUUGAUAUAAGAGAAAACAAGAUUGCAAGAAUAAUAGGUAGAACAUGAACAUUAUAUCAGAUCAACAAAUGAUCUCUUAGAAUAAGCCAAAUCAAAGGAGUUUCUUUUGGAUAAUUAUCGAAGAGAAUUGUUAAAAACUAAUGAAAUUGUCAAGUAUCUUUCUUUAGAGAUCGAGAACUAUAAAAAAAUAAAUAAUAUUUUCAGAUCCAAAAAUGAACACUCUUCUAAUAACUUUUUGUUUAAUGGAAUGGGGUUUCUUCCUACUGAAGUACAGGAUAAAAUAAAAUAAAAAAUGAAUAAAGCAAAACAAAAGAAAUAACCGUCUAAUAUUUUAAAAGAUGUUUAUGCUAUGAAUUUUCAAUUAUAAAAAGGAUCAAAAAUGAAAUCUGCCAAGUUGGUUGCCAUGAAUGCAAAUAGUUUAGACUAAAAACAAUAAAAAUUAGAUAUUAAAUUCAAACUAGAGACUUUGAAUGAACUUAAUGAAUCAUUGCCAAAAAUUAAUUCCAAGAAUGUUUAAGAAUGCGAUCGAUCAGCCUCAGAUCGAAAGCAUAAGAUAGUUCAUAAAAAUCUAAGAUCAAAAACUCAACAGGAAGAUUAUACGGAUAGUGAUCCAAAACGAAUUUUACAAGAUAUCAAUUCAAGAGAAAUAUUAUUAAUCUAAAGCAGCUAGAUGUUACUUUCAUAAAUCAAAUUUUAACCUUGUGAGAAAAAAAACUCCAGUUUAAUAAAGAAAAACAAUCAUAGUACUUCAAACAUUUGA